AUGCCUUUGAAAACUGGCCAUGUAGGGAAGGCAGUAACUCUGACAGACGGCCCGCGGUUCGUGGAGCCCAUACAGAAUGUGACGGCCGCGCUGGGCAGGGAUGCGUCGCUCUCCUGCGUCGUCGACAACUUGGGCGAGUUCAAGGUGGCGUGGAUCCACAUCGACCGGCAGAUGAUCCUGACGAUCCACCGGCACGUGAUCGCGCGCGUACCGCGCUUCAGCGUGUCGCACGACAACCAGAAGACGUGGCUGCUGCACGUCAGCGACGUGCAGCGGGAGGACCGCGGCUUCUACAUGUGCCAAGUCAACACCAACCCCAUGAUCAGCCAGACCGGCUACCUGCAGGUCGUGGUGCCGCCCAAUAUCGUGGACGACGAGUCCACACCAUCCUCUGUGUCUGUGCGGGAGAACCAGAACGUGACCUUGACCUGCAAGGCUGAUGGCUUCCCCGCGCCCAAGAUCAUGUGGCGCCGUGAAGAUGGACAGGCCAUACACAUCGACAGGCGCAAGAAGGUGAACGUGUACGACGGCAACCAGCUGAACGUGACGCGCAUCUCUCGGACCGAGAUGGGCGCCUACCUGUGCAUAGCCUCCAAUGGCGUGCCGCCCUCCGUCAGCAAGAGGAUCACCGUCGACGUCGAGUUCUCCCCGAUGAUCUGGGUGCCGAACCAGCUGGUGGGCGCGCCGUCUGGUACAGACGUGACCAUCGACUGCCACACAGAGGCGUACCCGCGCGCCAUCAGCUACUGGGUCUACAACAACGUGAUGCUGCUGCCCACCAGCAAGUACCACACCGACAUCCAGGAGACGUCGUACCGCUCGCACAUGAGGCUCACCAUCCGGGGCCUCACCGCCAACGACUUCGGCAACUACCGCUGCAUCUCCAAGAACUCGCUGGGCGAAACGGAGGGCUCCAUCAGGCUCUAUGAAAUUCCACGACCUUCAACGCCGCCCAAGGCGACAGAAGUGCGCAGUGGAACCACCAAAGCAGAGAAGGGCGCGGCGCCGACGCCGUUGUCCCGGCAGAAGGUGGGCGCCGAGGAGGCGCUGUCAGCCCCGCCAGACCGCAGGAGGGACUCCCCGGCGGCGAGGGUUCCGGGCCCCACAGCGCGCCCAGCCCUGGCCGGCGCCACAGGAGCCCAGGAGCCAUGCUUGUUGUUGCUACUACAUGUGCUGUGGACGCUGAUGAGCCAGGUGGAGCGUGUUUUCAUCGUCUGAGAUGCGAUUCAUACUCCAGGAGCAUGACCCGUGAGUCAUUCAACCAGCUACAAAGUGACUGUGAAAGUAAAGGGAUACACAGAGGAAUGGCGAACGACGCUGUUGUUUAGUAAUUCCUAACAAAAAUUUGUGACGUACGCUGCCACAAAACUACUUGUCAGACGCAGCUCAGCAAGUGGCACUGUGGACACGAUAAAUCUUCACGUUUCCUUCGACUCGCUCUUUUAUCAGUUUUGCGUGUGACUUCUUGGCAGUGGGGAAAAAGUACAAUUGAGACACUAACUUCUUCUGUGGGUACCUCAGAUACGGCGAUGCGACAAGAGAGUGCUGAAAAUAAAAACCACCCCUUCUAACAAAAUGCUAUUAAAAUUCUAUCUGAGGUUGUUGAUCUGUAAAGACUGUAAUGUCAAUUGCGAUAAGGAAUGCUGAUUGGUCGACAUAGCUUCCAGGAACAGUGUGUUUAUAACGCAAUGUUUGUACGCUGUCACUGGGAAAGUUAAUCGAGGUAGUAGCUGUAAGCAGGAAACUGAAACAACAAAAAGUUAUGAUUCUCGCUAUACGAACUGUGUGCUUCCACAAUACGCUGCUUCUGUUUGUCAGUAUUGCUACGUUCUGUCGCGUGUAUAUACGAUUAUAUUUGUAAUAAAUUUAUUAAACCCAA
Messenger RNA from Schistocerca piceifrons (Central American locust), 1879 nucleotides. RefSeq names its product lachesin-like. Gene Ontology annotation, cellular component: neuron projection. The transcript has 10 exons. The record is from RefSeq and is a predicted model, not a curated record. The coding region runs from base 1 to 1218 and encodes 405 amino acids. Lineage: Eukaryota; Metazoa; Arthropoda; Insecta; Orthoptera; Acrididae.